Molecule: messenger RNA, 2921 nt
Organism: Sorex fumeus (smoky shrew)
Lineage: Eukaryota; Metazoa; Chordata; Mammalia; Eulipotyphla; Soricidae
Product: cyclin-dependent kinase 11B
Exons: 18
Coding region: 139-2502 (787 amino acids)
Biological process (GO): regulation of mitotic cell cycle; protein phosphorylation
Cellular component (GO): nucleus
Molecular function (GO): cyclin-dependent protein serine/threonine kinase activity; ATP binding
Source: RefSeq, a predicted model, not a curated record
CUUCCGGGGGACGCAUCAUCCGCGUGCGCCGGGCAGGAAGUGACGACACUCCUUGCGCGCGCCGGGCGCUGUUUCUCCUCAGGCUCCAGGCCGACGGCGGCGGUGGCGGCGGCGGAGGCGCAGGGCGGGGCGACCCCAAUGGGUGAUGAAAAGGACUCCUGGAAAGUGAAGACGUUAGAUGAGAUUCUGCAGGAGAAGAAGCGCCGGAAGGAGCAGGAGGAGAAAGCCGAGAUCAAACGCCUGAAGAACGCCGAUGACCGCGACUCCAAGCGGGAUUCCCUGGAGGAGGGGGAGCUGAGGGAGCACCGCAUGGAGAUCACCAUCCGCAACUCGCCGUACCGGCGCGAGGACUCCACGGAGGACAGAGGAGAGGAAGAUGACUCUUUGGCUAUCAAACCACCCCAGCAAAUGUCUAGAAAAGAAAAGGCUCAUCACAGAAAAGAUGAAAAGAGAAAAGAGAAACGUAGGCAUCGUAGUCAUUCAGCAGAAGGGGGUAAGCAUGCUAGGGUGAAAGAAAAAGAAAGAGAACACGAACGUCGGAAACGUCACAGAGAAGAACAGGACAAAGCACGUCGGGAAUGGGAAAGGCAGAAGAGGCGGGAGAUGGCGAGAGAGCAUUCCAGGAGAGAGAGGGACCGCCUUGAGCAGUUAGAGAGGAAAAGGGAGCGGGAGCGGAAGCUGCGGGAGCAGCAGAAGGAGCAGCGGGAACAGAAGGAGCGGGAGCGGAGGGCAGAGGAGCGGCGCAAGGAGCGCGAGGCCCGGAGGGAAGCUGUUUCUGCUCAUCACCGAACCAUGAGGGAGGACUAUGGUGAGAAAGGGAAAGCCAGUCACUGGGGCCGCAGCCCUCUGCGACCGCCUCGAGAGAGGUUUGAACUGGGAGACAGCCGGAAGCCAGUGAAAGAGGAGAAAAUGGAGGAGAGAGACCUACUGUCUGACCUGCAGGACAUCAGCGACAGCGAGCGAAAAACCAGCUCGGCUGAGUCAUCGUCAGCGGAGUCCGGUUCAGGGUCUGAGGAGGAAGAGGAGGAAGAAGAAGAGGAAGAAGAAGAGGAAGGGAGCAGCAGUGAAGAGUCUGAGGAGGAGGAGGAGGAAGAAGAAGAGGAGGAGGAAGAGGAGGAGGAGACUGGCAGCAACUCAGAAGAUGCAUCUGGGCAGUCAGCUGAAGAAGUGAGUGAGGAGGAAAUGAGUGAGGAUGAAGAGCGAGAGAACGAGAACCAUAUCUUAGUUGUUCCAGAGUCAAGAUUCGAUCGGGAUUCCGGGGAGAGUGAAGAAGGGGAUGAGGGAGUGGGAGAGGGCACCCCGCAGAGCAGUGCCCUGACCGAAGGGGACUUCGUGCCCGACUCCCCCGCCUUGUCGCCCAUCGAGCUCAAACAGGAACUGCCCAAGUACCUGCCCGCUUUGCAGGGCUGUCGGAGCGUGGAGGAGUUCCAGUGCCUGAACAGGAUCGAAGAGGGCACCUACGGGGUGGUGUACCGAGCCAAGGACAAGAAGACAGAUGAGAUUGUGGCUCUGAAGCGACUGAAGAUGGAGAAGGAGAAGGAGGGCUUUCCCAUCACCUCGCUGAGAGAGAUUAACACCAUCCUUAAGGCCCAGCACCCCAACAUUGUCACUGUCAGGGAAAUCGUGGUGGGGAGCAACAUGGACAAGAUUUAUAUCGUCAUGAACUACGUGGAGCACGACCUCAAGAGUCUGAUGGAAACCAUGAAGCAGCCUUUUCUGCCAGGGGAAGUGAAGACCCUGAUGAUCCAGCUGCUGCGUGGUGUCAAACACCUGCACGACAACUGGAUUCUGCACCGUGACCUCAAGACAUCCAACCUGCUCCUGAGCCACGCCGGGAUCCUCAAGGUGGGGGACUUUGGGCUGGCCCGCGAGUAUGGCUCCCCCCUGAAGGCCUACACGCCGGUGGUUGUGACCCUGUGGUACCGUGCCCCAGAGCUGCUGCUGGGUGCCAAGGAGUACUCCACUGCUGUGGACAUGUGGUCGGUGGGCUGCAUCUUCGGGGAACUGCUCACGCAGAAGCCACUGUUCCCUGGGAAGUCGGAGAUUGACCAGAUCAACAAAGUGUUUAAGGAUCUGGGGACGCCCAGUGAGAAGAUCUGGCCAGGCUACAAUGAACUUCCUGCAGUCAAGAAAAUGAGCUUCACAGAAUACCCCUACAACAACCUCCGCAAGCGCUUUGGGGCUCUGCUCUCAGACCAGGGCUUCGACCUCAUGAACAAGUUCCUGACCUACUUCCCUGGGCGGAGGGUCAGCGCGGAAGACGGACUCAAGCACGAGUAUUUCCGAGAGACCCCUCUCCCUAUUGACCCCUCCAUGUUCCCCACGUGGCCUGCCAAAAGUGAGCAGCAGCGGGUCAAGCGGGGCACCAGCCCUCGGCCCCCUGAGGGAGGCCUGGGCUACAGCCAGCUGGGCGAGGAUGACCUGAAGGAGACAGGAUUCCACCUGACCACCACCAACCAGGGAGCCUCGGCCGCCGGCCCUGGCUUCAGCCUCAAGUUCUGAGCUUCCUAGGUCAGAGCCCACAAGUCUCCACUCACACCAGCAGCAGGCCCUGGGGGCCAGAGCUGGGAAAGGGGGACCUGCUGCCCCCACGUGGCCACCUGGGGCAAGUGCAGCUGCUGGACUGGGUUUGGUUUUUACGUUCCUUUUUUAUUUCCUUUGGGCUUGUAAAUGUGUAGAAUUAAGCCACAUGGCCUCCAUGUGGAAGCAAAGGAUGUAUUUUUUCAGCUGAGAUGGGCUGGUCCCCCAAGAGACGGCAGCGCCCACCAGAAGCCCGGGGAGGGCCUGGUGGAGCUGAACCUUGGGCACUUCCUGCCGUGGGACCUUCGGGUCCUUCCCGCGCCCCGGAGCUGAGCCCACCGGGCCGCCUGAUUUUGUACAAGCUCGUCGUGUGUUCUGAGAUGUAGUAAAGUUUUUCGGAG